CGGCGGCUGCGUGUGCGGAGCGGCGGCAGAGCGCUGUGCGGUGGUGGCGGCGGCGGGAUGUUCAGCUGGCUGGGGAAGCAGGGCGGCGGGCGGGAGCGGGGCGGCGUGGGCAGCGACGUGGUGCAGACGGUCACCGGGGGGUUGCGGGACCUCUACCUCCGCAAGCUGCUGCCGCUGGAGGAACACUACCGCUUCCAUGACUUCCACUCGCCCGCCCUGGAGGAGGCCGACUUCGAGAACAAGCCCAUGGUGCUGCUGGUCGGGCAGUACAGCACCGGCAAGACCACCUUUAUCCGAUACCUGCUCGAACAAGACUUUCCAGGCAUGCGGAUUGGUCCAGAGCCUACCACAGAUUCUUUCAUUGCUGUGAUGUACGGAGAUUCAGAAGGAAAUGUUCCUGGAAAUGCCCUGGUUGUUGAUCCUAAGAAGCCGUUCCGCAAACUCAGCCGCUUUGGAAAUGCUUUCUUGAACAGGUUCAUGUGUUCUCAAUUACCUAAUCAGGUACUGAAGAGCAUCAGUAUUAUUGACAGCCCUGGCAUUCUCUCUGGAGAGAAGCAGCGCAUCAGCAGAGGCUAUGACUUCUGCCAAGUCCUCCAGUGGUUUGCUGAGAGGGUGGACCGCAUCAUCCUCCUUUUUGAUGCCCAUAAGCUGGAUAUAUCUGAUGAGUUUUCAGAGGCUAUUAAGUCAUUCCGGGGCCAGGAUGACAAGAUUCGAGUGGUGCUUAAUAAGGCUGACCAAGUGGACACACAGCAGCUGAUGAGGGUCUACGGUGCACUCAUGUGGUCCCUGGGAAAGGUGAUCAACACUCCAGAGGUGCUGCGGGUCUACAUUGGCUCCUUCUGGGCCCAUCCUCUCCGAAACACAGACAAUCGAAGACUCUUUGAAGCUGAGGCACAGGAUCUUUUCAAGGAUAUCCAGAGUCUCCCGCAAAAGGCCGCUGUGCGGAAACUCAAUGACCUCAUUAAGAGGGCGAGACUUGCAAAGGUUCAUGCUUAUAUCAUCAGUUAUCUGAAAAAAGAAAUGCCCUCUGUUUUCGGGAAAGAGAACAAGAAGAAGGAACUGAUCAGCAGAUUACCAGAGAUCUACAUCCAACUGCAAAGGGAACACCAUAUCUCAGCAGGGGACUUCCCUGAAGUCAGUAAAAUGCAGGAGCUGUUGGAGAAUUGUGACUUCACUAAAUUUCACUCUUUGAAGCCAAAGCUAAUUGAAGCUGUGGAUAACAUGCUGGCCAACAAAAUUGCCUCCCUGAUGAGCCUGAUCAGCCAGGAAGAGAGCAAUAUGCCCACAGAGAUGGUACAUGGUGGAGCAUUUGAUGGCACCAUGGCAGGACCCUUUGGCCACGGAUAUGGAGAAGGUGUUAAGGAAGGAGCUGAUGAAGAGGAAUGGGUUGUUGCCAAAGAUAAACCUGCUUAUGAUGAGAUUUUCUACACUCUGUCACCAAUCAAUGGCAAAAUAUCUGGGAUCAGCGCAAAGAAGGAGAUGGUGACUUCUAAACUACCCAACAGUGUCUUGGGGAAGAUCUGGAAACUCGCAGACUGUGAUGGUGAUGGGAUGUUGGAUGAUGAGGAGUUUGCAUUAGCAAAACACCUUAUCAAGAUUAAACUGGAUGGAUAUGAACUUCCAGGCACACUACCUUCCCACCUGGUGCCACCAUCUCACAGGAAACCUUUGCAGACAGCAGAGUGAAAAAUACAAGAAUGAGGGUUUUGGAAAUCUUUCUGUGUUGAAACCACCAAAAUUUGAAAUUAGUCUUAGAUCCUUAAACCUCACAGCACAUUUCAUGCAAGUUACUGAAAUUAGAAGCAUAGUAGCAGGGAAACAUUCAUGUACUUGUCCCUGCUGACCUUCACUGAGACAUGCUUAUCACAAGUGCCUUGUAUAGAUCUAUCAUAAUGUGUGAUGGCAAGGUGAAAAUGUUUUUGUAGUCCCGCUUCCAUGUCUUGCUGCCUUUAUAACCAUAAAGCAGAAAAGACCAUGUAUACAAAGCACUGACCUUCACCAAAACUAAAUGCUUUUAUCAACCAUAAGUUUUCCCAAACUAUUUUAAAUAGUGCAAGGAAGCUCUAAAUGUUAAAUGCACCUGCCUAUGCAAGGAACGUUUUCUAUGCUAGAAACAUACUUUAGGCAUCGAGUGAAUGUCAGCAUCUCUAUAGUUUAAGAAAAGCCAGGUAUAAAAGGAAAUUUUAUUUUUGUUCUUUUUUCUUUAUUUAAUUUGGGGGUAGAAGAAGAGAGAAGAGUGAUGGAGAGAGUCUGAGAGUCUUUUAAGUGCUCAGAAUAUGAGCAGACUUGUUUUAGAACAACUUUGCUGAUUUGCUAAAACUGUAAAAUAUUAAAAUGAUUCUUUCAAUCUGUCAUCACUGUGUCUUGUCAGAACUCCUCCUUCAGUUUUAUGCAGCACUAUAUACUCAGUAUUAAUGUUAAAAGAACUGAAUGUUCUUUGCUCCUUGGAUUUGUAGUCUCUUUUGAGGUUUCAGUUUAGCUGCUCUGCAGACAAUAAAUUCCUGACUUGUUCAAAGUGA
Messenger RNA from Calidris pugnax (ruff), 2519 nucleotides. RefSeq names its product EH domain containing 4 (gene EHD4). Gene Ontology annotation, cellular component: cytoplasm; plasma membrane. Gene Ontology annotation, molecular function: GTP binding; calcium ion binding; protein binding. The transcript has 6 exons. Gene Ontology annotation, biological process: endocytosis; endosomal transport. The record is from RefSeq and is a predicted model, not a curated record. Bases 58 to 1686 code for a protein of 542 amino acids. NCBI's taxonomy places the organism in Eukaryota, Metazoa, Chordata, Aves, Charadriiformes, Scolopacidae.